Molecule: messenger RNA, 9365 nt
Organism: Schistosoma haematobium
Lineage: Eukaryota; Metazoa; Platyhelminthes; Trematoda; Strigeidida; Schistosomatidae
Exons: 18
Coding region: 5725-7611 (628 amino acids)
Biological process (GO): small GTPase-mediated signal transduction
Molecular function (GO): guanyl-nucleotide exchange factor activity
Source: RefSeq, a predicted model, not a curated record
UUUGUUUUGGUUUAUGCGUUACUUAAAAGUUUGUUGUUCCCUAUUAUCGCUGUCCAUGUCUGCUGCAUCGAAGAGUUCAAAUCAGGAUUAUUCCAAUAAUAAUUGGGGCACAAUCUCUUACUUUAUUGUAUAGUAUUGUUGGUGUAUUCAAACUUCAAUUCUUACUAAGUUUUGGAAUAUCCUCCCGUCAAAAACUUUACUGUUUGGUUGUUUUAUCGGUAUUUGCUCCCCUAAAGUAGACCAAAAAGCCCCAUGGCGCUCAUCAAUAAAAUUCAACCGAGUCAUGCUGUUCCACCUACUAGACGCUCAGAAAAGCUAAAAAGAGUUGGGUCUCUUGUGGAAUUAUUUGAUUUCUUCGUGUUGAAUGAAGGGACGGUUAUUGAUACUGUGUCCGUUAACACCUUCUUAUAUACUUAUCGCAUAUUUGCUGAUAUGGAAUUAGUCUUGGAAGUUGUAAAUAAAAAAUUUUGGGAUACAUGCCAUUCAAAACUAAUACCUACCUCUUGGAAAGUUGGGAUUAUUUCGUCUUUUCAGUAUUUUCUUGGUGCAUGGUUGCAGCAGCCUCAUGUAAAAGAUUUUGAUUCCCCACAGAAAAUUAUCCAUCUUAAAUGGCUAAUACGGAUUCUUGCCGGUUGGUUUGAUGUUUUUCAACCCUCUUAUAAUCACGACAGUCACAAUUAUGUUCUAAAAGAGUUGAUGAGGUGCUGUGGAAAUAAUGUGUCUUCUAAAAAUCAAGAUACGACGCGAAGCGUUUUGUGCAACAUUGAUUCAGAAGUUUGGGAUCGAAUUACUGCAGAUAUGGAGUAUUUAUGCCGACAAGCUGUAAAUUGUCUCAAAAUCAUAGCCUGUAAAUAUCAAAUAGACUUAACUCGGGAAAAACAAUUGCCGUCAGUGCGUAUAAUCACCAUAAAUCGAGUCAGUUGUCAUCAUUCACUACACAACUCUGCAAUCCAUAAAUCAGAAAAGCAUUUAAAAGAAAUAAUUACCAUUACACCUUCUAUUAACCCCUUAAUUAAUCUAUGGAAUUUAAAUUUAGAUACAGUUGCUGAACAACUGACUGUUGCCGAUCAGAGAUUAUUUCUCGACAUGGAGUUAAAUGAUUGCCUGAUAUAUGCUAGAGGCAAACCUGCUCCAUCCGUGCAAGCUACAAUCGACCAAUAUAAUAAAUUAUAUCAUCUUGUCCAAAGUUCAAUGUUUAACUCAGAUCAGGAUUUUCCAAUACUAGUAGAACCUACACCGAUCUAUUCAAGACGUUUUAAUAAACGGGGUAAUUAUAAUAGUCCAACGACAAGAGUUAGUCCACAGAUAAUAACGAUAUGGUCUAAAAAUUCACCUAAUCAUAAUUCUUUGGCAUCGGAUGUGGGAAAAUUAAAAACUGGAUGCAUAAUUACGUGGAUUGAUAUUGCUUAUCGAUUAGGACAAACAAGGAAUUAUUCAGCAUUAAAAGCCAUAAUUAUGGCUUUGCAGUCCACUCCAGUACUCCGAUUAUGGCAUAGUUGGAAUGUUUUGGAAUAUCAUUAUCAUGAACAUUUUAUGAAGUUUAAAUAUUUGGCUUCUGUAGUAAGCUUUGAUAAUAAUCAAGAACAAUUGAGAAAACGGUUAGAUAAGUGUGCGAACAAAAUGUAUUGGUACUUAAAACUCAACAAUCUAAAUCCAUUAUGUGUAAGUUUUGUAGAAUCAUUUUUUGAUAAUCUCCUCACAGUUAAUAUGUUAGAGGCAGAACACUAAUUCAACAAACGUAAUUGGUACCAAACAUAUACAGGUUUACGACGCUUAAAGUGUUGUUAACGAAUUUUCGAAUAAAAAAAAUACUAGUAUUUUGUAAAAGAUAUUGAACUGACCGUAAGAAGAUAAACGUUGCUGUGUUAGCCUUUUGUAUUUUUCGUAUGUAAAUAAUCUUGGGAAACAAAAUGCAAAGUUGCACAUUAACAAUAAGAAUUUACAUUUCCGAACUCAAGAAUAUGAUUUUUCUGGAAUAUUUUCAACAGUCGUUUAUUGCGUAACUAUAUUGUAUGCCAUCAGAUGCAUUCGCUCAAGAUUAUAAUAUUUUGAGUAAUUAUUUGCUAGUUUUAAACAGCCAGAAGUGCGUUAUGUGAGUGGUUUGUACUAUACAUCAGUAUUGAAGUAAAUGAUGAUAUAUUUACAUUUUAACUGAAGAAAUAUCUUAAAGUUCCCCCAUGAAUAGUUUGAUAUAUAUAUAAUAUACAAAUUAUUCAAAUCAAACUUUAGCAUUUAAAGGUCAGGAUUUAGAUGUAUGGUUCAUGCGUUUCAUUUAUUUACGUUCUAUUUACUUACAUGUUAUUCAUAAAGGUUUGCCUGAAUACAUUCUUGGUGAUGACUUUUUAAAGGUAGUAAUAAAGUCCAUUUUUCUGAAUACCUUCAAUGAAUUGUUACGUCCAUAGGCAGAAUUAGUCCUGGUGUAAUGAAAACUAACGUGGCAUAUUACCAAAUUGAACUACAUUUGAUAAUUUCAUAAGAUGUGUUCAACUAUAAAAGGUGAAGUGUACAAUAUUGACGAUUGUUGUAAUGCAGACAAAAUAUUGAUGCUGGCUUUGCGUAGACAGAUUUUUAUGAGAAACAGUUUUAUUAUCAUAGUACAUAAAUUUAGUUUGUAAAGUUUAAGCUUCCAGUAUAUGAGAUUAUUAUAUCAAUCAUGACAAUUUAUAAGAUUGCAUAGCUACACAUAUUAGGUAUAAAGUACAAAUUGAUAUUAAGAAGACAGGUGUUUUAAUGUUUUCAUAUACCCUUAUAAAUAUUCAUGUAUAUUAGAGUAAAGCCUGACAACAAUCAAUUUGAAAACAAUAUUGUUCACUUAUAUGUAUCGUUUAUAAAAUCAUAUGCAACCAAAUGGUACAUAUAUGAUUAGAAAUCAACACUACUCUUGGGGAUACUAGAUCCCCAAAAAUCACUUGACAAACGUCUCAUUUUUGUAAUUUUAUUUUGAAGUCUUGAAUUCCUCUUUUUCACUCCAAAAGCGCCCACUUUUACCUUCAGUUUGUAUUUUCCGCUUAGGAGGACCUAAAAUGUUAGUGGUUCAUUUCCUCUCUUAGUACUCUAUUUUGUGACGUUUUCCAAUGAAAUUUUUGUACUAUAUAUAUAUACGCAUGUGUUGUGUGCUUGUUCGUUCGUGCUUCCGGGCUACCUGUAGAAUAUACAUUUUCCUCGGCUGAAUUUGGUCUUCUCCCUCUAGUUAGCAGGGCUGGGAUGCAAUGAAAUAGUUUAACUUGUCCUGUUGUUGUGCUACUAACCUUCGUUUCGUUCGCCUGUUUUAAGUGAUAUCUCAAUCUCUUCAAACGUAGCAACUACCACAUUCAGUUUAAAGUGAAUUUUUAUUUGAAUCUUCUUACAGUCCUAUCCGAAAGUCACUCUGUAUAUGACCUUCCAAAAACAAUGAAUACAACAGAUAUAUUUGUUUGUUGAUAAAUAAAAAUAAACAUCUAUUAAUACAUUUUUUCUGUUUUGUCAAACAAACAUGUGAUAAUAAUCACUUCAGUCAAUAGUUUUUAGUAAAGCCAUCAUUAUUUAUUUCAGUAUGUUUUUCCUCUAUGUUUAUGUUUCUUGAAAUUUCAAAUGUACUUUUAAGCCAUCUGUUUGUGUUUCCCUUUUUAAUCGGUAUUGUUUUUUUUUUUCAUUUAUUUAAAAGCUAUUGUUAGGCAGAGUUGAAUGAUUGUAUUGUAAUAGGACUUUCCAUGAUAUUCAAUUGGUUGUUUGGUCUAAAUAUGGUAAAAUUGUAAUCAUUAGGAUAUAACCUGUGUUUUUCUACAUAUGUUCAAUAAAAAUUACUGCUUUGAAUCCUUAUUGUUCACAGUUAAUGCUUAGAGCCCACUGACACAAAGCCCUGGAUCUAUGUUCUCUGCAGGGUUUGUACUCUUCAAAAUUGAAGAGACUAAUGUGCUCGGGAAAAUUUGAAACACAAUACAUGGUGGGUUAGUUAAAGAUGUUACAAUUAAGUUAUUCGUUUUCUGACCGAAUUUCUAACCAUGUUAUCACCACCGACUAGUAUCUGAUGUCAUAUUGUUUCUAGUCUUUAAUAGCAAUAGGAUUUAUCGACAAGUUUGCAGUGUUUCCGCUGAAAUAAGUAAUCUGACUUCGUAGUACACCGUGUUGGCUAUCAGAAGUUUCGUGAUGUUCUGGUAUUAUGAAUAGAUUAUUUGAGUACAGGUAAGUUUACAUAAAAAAUACCAGUAAAAAUUUGACGAAUAGAUUAAAAUUGACCAGUAUCUUAUAUAUAUCAACCACUAAGAGAUUCUGAACAGAUCCAUGAUUUAUUCAUUUACUGAACUCCAUAAUUUGUUGACUUAUUGUCCUUUUCGAUUCUCCCAAACUAUCAUAUCUUUUAUAUUGCGUCUUAUCUUUUCUUUUGGUUUAUUUAAUAUGAUCUACUUUUGAUACGCACCUACCGACUUUCUCGUUUAAAUUACAUAAUGAAAUGGUUUCAGUCAAUAUAAUUUUCAAGUAUUUCAUAAAUUUCUAACAAACCACUAACAAUAAGCUUGUUAAUGUAUAAAAUUAACGAACUCAUUUCCUUUUCUUACUUUUUAUCAACUUCAGCAGAAAUCCUUAAGUUACAAUAGACUCAAAUUGGUCACUAUUUACUAGUUAAUCAAUUGUAAAUAUCUUAGUUCUACAGAUCAGUUGCAGCCAGUAUACCUUAAUAGUAGCGUUUCGGAUCGUGAAGCUAGGUGGUGCAGAUUUGAAUCCAUCAGGGAGAAACAGUUCCUUAAAGAAUACAGCUAUACCUUACGAACGCCAACUAACAAAAAACCUAAGUCUAGGGUUUCUUGCCGGCCACCUUUAAACACCUGACAUUUAACACACGCGAUGUCGAGUCAAUUAAACUACUGGUUAUAUUGGGACUUGAUUGAUAUAAUUUGAUUAGCACUAAAGGACUAAAUAAGCAUGACCUUGGUCUCUAUUCAUCAGUUGAUCAGUUACAAAUGAGCUCCUUUUAAAUUAUUCUACGUAAAAGAGCACAACGUUCCAAUAAAAUUACACCAAUACAAUCAAAGUUGGUCGGCGAUUCAUACAAUAUAAUUAAUGAUUCUGGAAAAAGUGGAAAAUAAAGUGUUCAGACAGAAAUUAAAAUUAGAUAAUCAUACUCAAAAUUUAACUCAGUAAGGAAAAAUGAGCUGAGUAACAGUUGUUUCGAGGUUGCAAACACUACUCGCUUGCUAUCUAACAUCCAAAAAAGUACACAAUGAUUUCGAGCCAUUUAGUUUAUUGCUCAUACAGAAAAUUUGAUUAAUUGGAUUCACUCAGAACUAGGGAGUAAGCAGUAAAACAUCGGUUAGUAUCCAAUCGUAAUGCCAAAAUGACAGAUCAUUCAUAACCUAUAAAACUCACAAAUGACGUCCUUAAUUGUUUCAUUGGAUGACGCAGGUCUAAAUCUCUUUGGCAGUAUUAUUUCCUCUAGGAUUGAGGGCAUAGUCUAUUGACGUUUCCUAAUCAGUACAGAAUGGAUGUAUCUGUUACCAAACCGAAGUAAACGUAGUAUUUACUGCAUAUCUUCUACUUUAAAGUCUUGGUAUGCUUCUAUUUUAUAUCUUGUUUCUAUCAUAUGCUUUUAUUACUAUCUCUAAUGUAUUAAUUACGACUAUUUAAUUUAAGUAUUUUAGAUUCGUUAUACUUUGCUCAUUUUUUGCUUCUGCUUUUUAGGGAGACAUAAGCAGACCUGGUGAUAUCUCACAAUUUGAAGAUUCUGAUGCAGAAUAUAGCAGGAGGACUAUGCAUUCAACUUUACCAAAUCAGUCAUCUUAUUUAAGUGGUGUCAUACCGUAUCUCGGUGUAUUUCUUAGUGAUUUAACUUUAUUGCAUCAUUCGUCACCGGAUUAUAUCAGUCGAUCAAAAUAUUCCCCAUCAAAUGAGACUAAACAAGAAAUUAAUACAAAUAAUCAGGAAAGUGCCCUCGCUUCUACUACUACUACUGAUGAUAAUAAUAGCAAUAAUAAUAUUAAUUCAUCAGUAAUCAAUCCAAUAAAUAAUACUAAUGAUUUUUCAAAACAAUCAGUUAAAAAUCAGUAUGGUAAAAUAAAGCUGUUGCAUAUAUCAGAUCAACUUGGGAAUUUCACGCGAAGUACACCUGAUUUAUCAGCAGUAAUAGCAUCGUCAUCAACCGUACAAUCAGAUAAUAACAGUACGAAACAAUCCUGGAAAUUAUUAAAAAAUGUAUCAUCAAAUACAAAUGUCCCACCUAUUAAACCAUCAGUUUCUGCUGAUCGUAAUGAUAAUAUCCAAUUAAAUGGGCGUGUCAAGAAGGAAAAGUUUGGCCUUUCUAGACGUCAUUCUACAACUGAUAGUGCUGAUGACAAAUUAAUCAAUCUGGAUAAACAUCGUCGAGAGUUUAGAAUUCUAGCAAAUAUUUUUCUUCUUCAACAAAAUGCCCAAUUUUAUUCACUUAGACCUGAACCAGAUUUUAUUACAUGGUUUCAUUCUUAUCCAUUAAUCUCAGAAAAUGAAGCUCUCAAUCGUUCUUGUGAUCUAGAACCAGUUGAUGAACAAGUACAACAGCAUAUAAAUAGACCUUUCAGCGCAUCUCCAUAUACAUUUGAUACAAGUGAUUCAAGUGGUGCAGUCGAUAUAAUAAAUAGUAAUAAAUCACGACACCCACGUAAUAAUACAAAUAUCCAUGUAGAAAGAUCUAAAUAUGCUAUAACCCGUCCACCUAGUGCUACAGCUAUUGGUGCCACUACUACUACAUCACUCAUGAGGAAUCCUAACACUAACAUUAGUAUUAUUAAUAGUAUUAGUCCAAGUCGAAAUAAUAAAUCACGAAUUAAUGGAACAUAUUCAUCAAGUGAUUUACUUAAUGAUAUCAAAUACAACAGGUCAACAACUACUGACGAACUAAUCACAGGAAAUAGUUUGGACAUUUUAUAUCAGCAAAAUAACCACAAACAUAAUAUGAAAACAUCAACUUCUAGAUGGAACACACACAAAAGUUCAUCGACUACAUUCGAUGCACGUAAUGAUAGCAAUAGUAACAACAGUAAUUUAUCCAUUACUGUUUCUUUGCAUCAUACAAAUAGUCAGCAUGAUGGUCGUGUAUCACCAUUUAUUGCUAAAGUUGCUCAAUUAGGUAGCCUGUCUCAUGGAUCGCAUGGCCAUAACGAUAAUCGUUUUUCUAAUUCGAAACAAACGCAACCCACAAUUCAAUUGUCGGUUUCUCCUGUGGAUAGUGUUUCUGAUGUGCUAUCGAAAGCCCUAAAAUUAUUUGGUUGUGCCGAUCAAAAGGUUGAUAAUUAUGAUCUAACUCAUGUCCGUAAAGAUGCUCGAGAUGUAACUCUACCAAAAAAUUCCAACUUUUAUGAAUCGAUAAAUUAUUCUUCCUUUCAUUUAUCAAAUAAUAAACAUUAUGAAUUAUUAGAAUUUAUUUGUACACCAACUAUUCAUAAUGAGAAUAAUAAUGACAACAAUAGUAGUAACUAUAGUAAUAGUUUAAACAGUUCACCAUCAUCAUCAUCAGCAGCAUAUAUAAAAACUAACAAUAACACAAAUUAUCAUGGUAAAAAUCACAAUCCACAGACUAACAGGACUACAAUUGAAUAUGCUAAACACUAUAAAUUAACAAGUAAAAGCUCUAAUAAACAUUGUACUGUUGAAUUAUGGUCAUGAACAUUUAUUAACAAUUGUUUAUUUCUAAAAAAAAGUUGAUUGUUUUUCAUCAGUUUAUUGUUAUUUUUCAUUAUCAAAUGUGCUCAAAUGCAUAUUGCCAUUGUGAAUAAUUUUGUCACGUUUUUUUGUCACUGCGCCAUUUAUUUUUGUCAUUAAUUGAUCCUAUCAAUCAAUAACUAAAUAAAUCCUCCCCUCCCCGAAGAAAAAUUUGUUCAAUAUUUCGCCAUUUGUCUUUCAUGAUCGCGCAUUUUUUAAAUAAUUGUUGUUUUUUUCUAUUCUCAUCACCUUUCCUAACCCCGUUCCUCUUUACACUCACUUUGAAUUUUCUUCCAAAUGUGUAGUUCAUUGUUCUGGUUAAAUCCCUUAUGGAGUUGUAAGCUAUGUCGAAACACAUAUCUAGCAGUGCAUCUUUUAUGUUAAUGUGAUUAUUAAAUGUCGUGAUUCCACAUUUCCUUUGUUUAUUCAUUAUAACCUAUAUGCUUACCAUUAAGGAGAUAAUAACAUAUCUUACUUAUUUGUUCACUGUUCAAUAGUAAAGAAUCGCUGUUUGUUUUACUUUCAUUUAUUUUUAUUGAUAUUGGAUUAAGAACAUAAUCAAUUGUAUAUUUAUAAACUAUUGUGUAUUUUGAAUAUCAUAUUGUCAAAAUACAUAAAUAUAUUUCCUGUACAACUUUUAUGAGGAAAAAUUCUUAAUUUAGAAAUUUCGAUGAACUUUUUCUUAUUAAUUGAUAUUUCAAGUUAGAUAGGAGAUAGUCUAGAGUUCAAUCAAAACAAGCCAUAUUCUUACUGAUAUACUAAGUCUUUGGUACAAUUAUUUUAAAUACGAUCUCAUUCAAAUCUGAAGCUUAGCACACUAUAGAUAACCUUAUUAUUACAUUGACGGGGAUGAUUAUUAAGUUAAUUAACAAAACAUUGAAGGUGUAAAAAGAACCGCAAAUCUAUCAAAUACCAAAAGUGUUAAUUAUACUAAUGUUGGCAGCUUAUUUCACAACAUUAUCCCUGAACAGUGAUAAAGUUUUCAACUGAUUUAUGAUUCUAUCAGUUGACUACUGUGGGGCAGCGUACUAGGUACAUGGUCCUUUCCUGAAAUUAUUAGCUGUCAUAAACAUACCAGGUCCGUAGCAAAUUGAUGAAAAUGAGACUCAGCACUAUGUAUACAAAUAGAUCCCUUUAAGAAAUGUUUUAUAUCUCAAAAGUUAGUCACGGUGAAUAAAUGUUUGUUAUUAGCCAAAUAGUCGGACUGAAAUAUUGACCAUUAUUUUACAUUAAUAAACACGAUACAGCCAUUAGUAAAGAAAUAUGUACGAUUUUUAUAUUUAUAUGAAUCAAAUCAACUUUUCAGUUAUGAUUUUUGUGAUCGUGUUAACAUUUUUUCGACACCUGAGGACUCUGAAAUAGCAAUAAAUGCAUAUGUAUUUGACUUACACUAUUUACCUUAUAAUGUAUCACACAUAAAGCAUAAAACUGUACACUACUGGCGCAUCACAUCCCGAUAAUAGAUCUCUGUAUUACAAACGUUUGAGUGAAACUCCGUUUCUAAAAAUGCAGUAAACAUCAUAAACUUCAGGAGUAUUGGUUAUUACUAAUUUAAUUACUUACAUUCAUUCUAACCUGGAAUCCGUGUCUUAAACGGCUACUGGCCUAGACAUGAACCUUCAACAAUAAUCACCUAAUACACUGAAAUUACUGACUCCCCCCCUGGGAAUCCAAUGCAAAGGAGGGUGCACAGUUUUAAAAAGAACGAAGAAAAUGAC